This is a messenger RNA of Closterium sp. NIES-65, 1323 nucleotides long. The record is from the annotation of a GenBank genome assembly. NCBI's taxonomy places the organism in Eukaryota, Viridiplantae, Streptophyta, Zygnematophyceae, Desmidiales, Closteriaceae.
AUGACAGCGGGGCUCAUAGGCCCCCCCACUGCUCCCCCAAACGCCCUGCCUGGCCCGGGGGGAAGGCCGCGGGGGGGAGGCCUGGGACUGGGGCCGUCUCGCCACGAAGCAGAAGCAGCGGCGGCGGCAGCGGAGGCAGCAGAGCGGGGGAGCAGCAUGGGGUCGAUGGGGAGGGGGAAGCCGUCGGGAUCCAGAGGCGGGUCUAGCGGCCAAUCGCUGAACCCUGUUUCGCGCCUCCCUUCCCGGCCUUCCCGCCCUUCUCUCCCCUCCCUGCCUUCUCUGGCGCUGUCUCUGUCUCGGCCGCUUUCUCUUGCAUCUCUCCCAUCCCUUCCAUCCCACUCCUCCCUGGCCUCCUCCACUCCCUGGCUUCCCUCCCUUCCAUCCCUUCUCUCCCCUCUCUUCCCUCUCUACCUUCUCUUCCCUCUCUCCAAUCUCCUGCCUCCCUACCUUCCCUCCCCUCUCUCGUUCUCUCCUCUCCCUCCCUCCACAAUCCACGUCCUCCCGAAUUGCUUUCCCUUUCCCUCUCCUUCUCUCUCUCCCUCUCCCACCCGCUCGAUCCCUCCCUCACUUCUCUCCCUCCUACCCCCCUCGCUCCUCCCUGCUCCCCCUACCAAUCCCGCCCUCCUCACUGUCCUCCUCCCCUUCCACACUGCUCAUCCGCCCCCUCCCCUUCUCCACGGCCCGUCUGCUCCCUUCCCUCCUCUCACUCCCUUCCCUCCUCUCACUUGCUUCCCUCCUCUCACUCCCUUCCCUCCGCUCAUUCCCCUCCCUCCUUUCACUCCCUUCCCUCCUCUCGCUCCCCUCCCUCCUCUCGCUCCCCUCCCUCCUCUCGCUCCCCUCCCUCCUCUCGCUCCCCUCCCUUCUCUCACUCCCUGCCCGCCUGUCCACACUCUCAGCUCUCUUCUUCUCAUCUUUCUUCCCCUCCUCCCCCUUACCCCUCUUGCUCUCUUCCCCCUUCUCUCUCUUGCUGUCCUCUCCCUUGCCUCUCCUGCUCUCUUCUUUUUCUCUCGUUUCCCUUCCUCUCCCUUUUCCCUCCUCCCCUCCCCCUUUUCCCUCCUGCCCUCCUCUCCCUUCUCCCGCCCUACAUCAAAAGACGAACUCGAGUUCCUUCUGUGGACUCGUUCCUUCCUGUACCCCUCUCUCUCCCCUUCCUUCCUUCUCUCCCCUUCUCUCUUCUCUUCCUUCUUAACCUUCCCUUUCCCUUCCUCACUUCCACUAUCACGCCCCUUUUCUCUCCCUUCUCUCUCCCCACCCUUCUCCUCUCCUCCCUUUCUCUUACCCGGAACCAGCUCUCCUUUACUCUCCUCCCCCGUUAUCUCCUGA